Molecule: messenger RNA, 8242 nt
Organism: Aplysia californica (California sea hare)
Lineage: Eukaryota; Metazoa; Mollusca; Gastropoda; Aplysiida; Aplysiidae
Product: multidrug resistance-associated protein 5
Biological process (GO): transmembrane transport
Cellular component (GO): membrane
Molecular function (GO): ATP binding; ATP hydrolysis activity; ABC-type transporter activity
Source: RefSeq, a predicted model, not a curated record
GGCGUCUGUUCUCUGUCGGUGUGGGAAUCAUCGAUUGGAGUCCGAUAUUGUAACCAGCUUAGAGAGACCGUCUGGGAAGUCUCGUGUGCACGCGGCAUAAAAGGGCGUGGAUUUUACCCUUUCAGGGCUAUUUCUCCGGAAGGAUUCAUAAUCUGUAGAACGGCGAGUCACUCACGCUGUUAGGUGUAUCAUGCAUGGCCCGGAUGAAUGUAGAGCCACAAGUGGUGGUUCCGUCUGCUCUAGAGGUACAAGUACCGAUGGACGCCCUCCUGGCAUAGCCAAGAACUACUGGUUGUGUUUCUGUGGGCAUGCUAAAUUCACCAUGGGGGACGAAAAAGAGGAUGACCGGGUUCUGCGGUUGAAGAACUACCAGGGUGACUCCAGCGGCGGGGGAGAUGUAUCACAGGAGUCAAGGAGAAUGGAAGGAGUCGCUGAGGAUUGUGGUGCUGUUACAGAAAGAAUCAUUGACAGAACACGAAAGAAAGAAGGCGAUGAUGACUUUGGAGCAUGCAUUGUGAGACAGCCUGACAUGUCUCGGUACAAGGACGCUUUAAAGAGUCUUAUGCCCGUUCGUCUUGAGAAAGAACCAGAAAACACUUUGCCUCUGGCUACCAAUGGUUGCAUCAACUACAUCACAUUUGGGUGGCUGACGCCUUAUAUGUGGCGAGUAUUCCGGAAGGGAGUAGAUGAAAUCCGAGACAUGAGAAUCAGUGAAAAGGAGAGUGCUCAAGUCAAUGCACAGAGAUCUUUGUCAUUCGCUUUUUCCUGGAGUACUUGUCGGAAGGAAAUGUUGAUGUAAGCUCAGGAAUAGGGUACGCUAUUGGCCUUGGACUGAUCAUUCUCAUACAAGGUCUCAUUGGUGGUUUCUUCUGGACAAUGAAUUUUGAAGCAGCGGCAAGAAUAAAGUAUGGAUCGCUGGCGCUACUGUACAGGAAAGUUUUACAUGUGAAAAGUUUCAAAGACAAAACUACUGGAGAUAUCAUCAAUUUCAUCAGCAAUGACGGUCAGCGUAUUUGGGACGGCAUCAUCAUGGGGCCUUUCAUAGCUGGAGCACCAGUGAUUCUCAUCAUCAGCCUUGUCUAUGGCUUGGUGCUUUUGGGCCCGUGGGCCCUUCUGGGCUGGUUUAUCACCAUUGGUUUCUUUCCAUUUGCUCUUACUUGUGCCAAGUUAUCAAUGAACUUCAGAGCUGCUGGGAUCCAGAUCACUGAUAGGAGGAGAUUCGGGACGAAGAGAGAGCUGUCUUAGAAAAGAGUGUCUUCACUCAGAGUAUUGCCAUGGGAUCAGCCAUGCUAAUUCCUAUCAUUGCCAGCUGCUUGACCUUUGUUGGAUAUGUUGGUAGUGGGAACAACUUGACUCCACCAGAGGCAUUUACCUUUGUGUCCCUACUGAACACAAUGCAGACGUCCCUUACAGUUGUCCCGUUUUCCUUGAAAUCCUUGUCUGAACUGAUGGUCACCACAGCUCGUAUUAAGGAAAUACUUAUGUUAGACGAAUUUGAACCUAACAGCACCCGUGUCUCUGAUGAUGGUUUGGCCGUUGAAGUUGUGAAUGCCACAUGUAUGUGGAGCGCUCGAAAGACUGGCAAAGAAACCAGUGCAGAGAUAAAUGGGAACCAGAAAAAGAAGAAACAAGGAAAACAAACAGAAGAAGAAGAAUCUUUGAGACCUGCGAAUGAAGAAGACUGUAAUCAGAUUUACACAGCCCCAGCACUUCGUGGUGUCAGUUUUACCCUGAAGAAGGGUGAAGUUCUUGGCAUCUGUGGCCAUGUUGGAUGUGGCAAAAGUUCCCUCAUUAAUGCACUUCUGGGAAGGAUGGAUGUCUCAGCCGGUGCAUUGGCUGUGUCUGGAAGUAUUGCCUACGUGUCACAACAGUCCUGGAUCACAAAUGAUUCCGUGAGGAACAAUAUUUUGCUCUACCAGGAAUAUGACCGUUGCAGAUAUAAUGAAGUUAUGGAGGCUUGUGCUUUGAAAGAAGAUAUCAAGUCCUUGCCAGCAGGAGAUAUCACAGAGAUAGGUGAGCGCGGUGCAACUUUGAGUGGUGGUCAGAAACAGAGGAUCUCAUUGGCUCGAGCAGCCUACAGUGAUUGUGACUUGGUGCUACUUGACGACCCCUUGUCUGCUGUGGAUGUCCACGUUGGUCAACACAUAUUUGAGCACUUGAUAAUGGGCGUAAUGAAAGGGCGGUCUGUGGUUCUCGUCACUCAUCAGCUGCAAUACUUGCAAAAGUGUGACUCAAUCUUGGUGAUGAAAGAUGGAGCAGUGGUGGAGCUAGGACAUCAUGAUGAGCUUGUAGCUGCUGAUGGAGAGUAUAAUAAUCUGUUACAAUUAUAUUACAACAAGAGUGAGGCAGCUAAGAAGAGAGAGUCCGUAACCAGUUCAUCAAGCAGUGAAGGAAGUGGGCCAGGAGAAGAUGUAGUCGAUGAAGGAAAGUCUUCAGAUGUGGAGGUCCCUAAUGGAGAUGCGGGCAUUUCCGGGGAUUGUGGGAGUGCCCCUGUUACCUCCAGCGAAGUGGAGACGUUGGAAAUUACUGAAGUUCCCCAUGAGUCAGGAGAGAAUAGUCCAACAGGACAGUUGACAGAAGAAGAAGAAAUUGGUACUGGCUCUUUACAUUUCACCGUCUUGAAGCAGUACAUUGAAGGCAUGGGAGGCUACCCAGUUUUUGCCGCUGUACUGCUAUGCUUCAUGUUGCCCGUGGUUGGUGUUACAGUUGCUGGCUGGUAUUUGUCGCACUGGUUGGAGCAAGGGGGUGGGGGGUCAAACAUGACCAUUGGGAACCUUACAAAGCCAAGCAAACGAGUGAUAGAUCAUCCAGACAGAGACGAGUAUCUCACCAUCUAUGCUUUGUUCAUUCCUAUUCUUAUCAUAACUAUGUUGCUGCGAUCAGCUACUCUUACAAAGGUGGUAUUGAAAGCCUCCAGCUACUUGCACGACAAAGGCUUUCUCCGUGUCUUACGUUGGCCUCUGUCCUUCUUUGACUCAACACCAAUUGGUCGGAUUGUCAACCGAUUUUCAGCUGAUCAGGAUGAGAUUGACAUGCGUCUUCCGAUGAACGUGGAGAUCUUUGUCACAAAUAUUCUUCAAGUAAUUGCUGGCAUGGCAAUGAUUUCAUAUGUGUCUCCAUGGUUCCUCAUAGCCGUCAUUCCAAUUGGAGCACUAUUCUUCUUCCUUGUGUUCUUGUUUCAUACAUGCGUCACUAUCAUGAAGCGGCUGGACAAUGUGACUCGAUCUCCGGUCAUUAGUCAUAUGGGAGCAUCCGUGCAAGGAUUAACCAGUAUACAGGCAUAUAACAAGACUGGCCUUUUUGUGCAAAAACACUGUGAGCUCCUGAAUGCUAACUCUGUGGCUGUGUUCUUAUAUUAUGCUGCCAACCGUUGGUUGGCUGUCAGAAUGGAUGCUGUGAGUGCAUUUGUUGCCUUUAUAACAGGGCUUCUCAUUCUCGUAACCUAUGACCAUUUGAACCCAGCGCUGGCUGGGCUUGCGCUGUCAUACAGUGUACAGAUGUCAGGAUUGUUCCAGUUUACAGCUAGAUUUUUUAUUGAGGUAGAAGCCAGAUUUACAUCUGUACAAAGGAUCCUUAAAUAUUGCAAUAUUACUGAUCAAGAAUCUUCGUCAGCUACAGCUGAUAUUGUUCCCUCCUCAUACUGGCCCACCAGUGGGGGGAUCGCCUUUGACCGAGUGAGCCUGAGGUAUAGGGACAGCUUGCCUCUGGCCUUAAAUGAUGUGUCAUUCAUAGUUGAGCCCCAAGAAAAGAUUGGCAUUGUUGGGAGAACGGGUGCAGGUAAAAGCUCAUUAACUACAGCCCUAUUCAAGGUAGUUGAACUUCAGUCUGGUUGUGUUCGGAUAGAUGAUAUGGAUAUCUCCAAGAUCGGAGUGGACAGUCUUCGCUCGAAACUCACCAUCAUUCCUCAGGACCCUGUGUUGUUUUCAGGCACAGUUAGGUACAACUUAGAUCCAUUUCAACAGUUUACUGAUGCAGAUAUCUGGGAGGUUUUGAGAAAAUGUCAUAUGGUGGACAUGAUAAAGAUGCUGGAGCAUCAGCUUGAUACACUAGUGGAGGAGGGAGGACUCAACUUUUCUGUUGGAGAAAAACAGAUGCUAUGCAUGGCACGCGCCCUCCUUAGGAAUAGUAAAAUUCUAGUUCUAGAUGAAGCUACAGCUGCAAUUGAUACAGAGACAGAUGCUCUGAUCCAGAAGACUCUUCAAGAAUCCUUCAGCAAGUGCACUAUGCUGAUAAUAGCUCACCGUCUGAAUACCAUCACCCACUGUGAUAAGAUCUUAGUUAUGGAGGAUGGAAAGGUUCAAGAAUUUGAUACUCCACAACACCUUAUGGAAAACCCAGACUCAAAGUUCAAGAAGCUGCUUGAUGCCUCGGCGAAAAUAAGUUGAAGCUGUAGGCUGAUGUGCAUUAUGUCAUGACUUUCAGUCGUUGAAAGUAGUUCUAAAGGUAAACUCCGAGAUUUCACGCAGCUGUAUCCAUGAAGUAAUCCGUUAGGAAUUAUGAAAUUGAUGGACAGCACAUAAAUCUCUCCUCUGCAUAGUGUUGUGACACUUCAGCAUCCCAACUAAUGCAGUCCUGGGCUUGUUCAUUAAUGCAUCAUGACCAGCUUCAAAAUUACGAGCCACAAGACUCCUUGAGAGGUUGUUCGUAGACAGAUGUGAAGUAAUCAGCAAGACAUACUACAAGAGGCCCAGAGCUUGCAAUAUUGCCUUGGAUUAUUCAGUUCUGUGACGAAGUCUUAUAUUCAGGAGAAGCAGUAGGAUUCUGAUGUGAUAUUAGAAUUUGCCCAUCCACUUCAAAGGGCACCUCCUGACUUACAGUCGGUGCCACUGUGACUUUUUCAACAAAAACUAUUUCAUCACGCGUUUGUAUUUGUAUCAUCAGAAGGAAGGUAAUGUGUGUAUUGCACCAAGACCUACAAUGUGCUUUAUGUGCUUUAAGCUAUUAAGUUCUUUUAGAAAGCUAUGGUCACAAGCUAAAAAGAACCAAAUUUUGAGUCCACAGUUUAAUUCCUUUUGCAACUCAGUGUAAGUUAGGUAAGCAUACAGACUUAUGAAUUGACUUUCUUUGCUGGGAAAGAGCCUUAAGAACUCCCUAAAAAGACUUAUGUUCUCGUGGUAUCUUUUGUUUUUGUUUUUCUAGGACAAGGUGUAGCUUCUUGAGUUCAAAUACAUAUUUGUGACUGAUAACUUAUAAUUUUUUCUUUUGACCCCCACAGCCUGGCAGCUACAUCAACUGAUUAGCUCUGUGUUCGUUGUACAUGGAUGCACUUAGAAAAACCUGGGUAUUGAAUUUGAGGUCAUAGUAAGGUUUCCCAUGAUUACUUAAGCCGUUUGCAACAUGCCCUGGCUUCUGGGAGCAUAAAUUAUAGUCCAAAGAGGAAUGUUCUACCUUUUUUUUUUAUACUGUACAUGUGGUUAUAAUCAGCAUGUGUCAGAAACAGAUAGAUCCCUCGUACAGCAGCAGCUUGAGGCUUUUUGUUAUUUAAGUGGGUUUUUUUAGGUUAAAAAGUGAACAAGCGAUCAGCAGGCCUAUGCUUUUGCGAGGAUUUUAAAAUUGUGUUUUGGGACUGCUAGAUUUUUAUGGGAUCUGUAAAAGAAACUGAAAAGAAAGCUGCAGGCAAAGUAUCUGUUUACUGUUGAAGAAUUUCUGACAAGACUUUUUCAAAUGCUUUGUUCCUGUAGUUUCUGUUAAUUUGUUCCCAGCUUUUGUUUUUAAUUCACGAUCAUACUGGACACAGAUAGCUCUUUUAUUAAACAGGCCCGUAUUUUUUUCUUCAUUUGUGUAAAUGUAAAGAGACUUUCAACCUUUCUUUUUGAUAAUGUGUGCUAACUGGACUUGGCCAAACGUAUGGUAUCAACAGUCUGGUUCAUUGUCAUGACUAUUACUAUUAAGCCUGUGAUAGGAUUCUCCUUUUUACCAGCUGUGAUAGUUUAAAACCUUUUCCUUAUGUGUGAACUUGAUCUUAUGUUGUAAGAGCUUAAGAAAAUGGAUAUCAGUAUCAGUACCAUUUAUCUAUUGAAUUAUUCUAUUAUAAGUUGACCUUUUCAUUGUUAUGUUCAUACGAAGAAAAAGACACUAAUGAGAAAAGAUAUGAUUGUAUUACUUAUAUUGAAAAGUGUCACAGUAGAACACGGCUAUAGUGGGACAUAUUGUUCUAGAAGAAAAAUCCUGCUGAAGGCAAGUUCCUGCAACAGAAACGCAAAGGGAAAUUACCGAAAAAUUUCUUUAAAAGCCACAUGAUUACCUCCCUUACAUAUCAAUAAAACUUGCGCUUUUGAUUAGUCUUCUUUUUUUUGUCAACUUCGUUGAUUAUCUCAGCCUUUAGUUAGAGUGAGAAGCAUUUACUUUUGUUUUGUUGGAAGCGUCUUUUCCUCAGUUUCUUUGAUUGUGCUGUCUAUUUGCUGGUAGGCCUACUGUAGAACUGGUGAAGUGGAUGCGAGUGUAUGCCUCUGAGCAUCAACGAUCACAAUUCAAUCAAUCAGGAAUCAUACACUACACGCUGUCUUCUUCUUUUACAAUUCAAUGAGUCAGGAAUCAUACACUACACGCUCUCCUUUUCUUUUACUUUUUGGCCCAGCCUAGGCCUAGGGCUAUGGCCUAUCUGCUCUCAUUCUGAGUUUCUAAGCUACGCCACUUUUGGAGUGGCUCAGUAUCACGUCUCUCCGCACCAUUUCUCUCUGCCGCCUGCCACACCUCACUCAUCACUGGACUGGCCAAUCACAACACUGCACCGCUGACUGCCUGUUUAGAGCCCGCCUACAGUCCCCCAACCCCCUUCUCCCCUGCUAGAGCUCGCUUGAUCUCUCCCGCUGUAUCUGAGUUUGUGCCUUUCCUUGUCCCGCUAAACCCGAGCACAGGUAAUUGAGUUUACGUAAGAAAAAAAAGGGAAUUCCGCUGAGGUCCCGCUGUAUGGAUGGUUCUGCUGCAGUGAGUGCCACUAUAGUCAUGUUCUACUGUAUUUCCAACAGAAAGAGGAGCUUGUUUCAUUCAUAAAUGUUCAUGAUUCUCACUAUUCAUUAUUAUUAAUUUUGCCUUGUUCAAGAGACACCAUGCUAUUCAAGAUCUCCUGUGAGACGAAGAAACCAGUGUAAUAUUGCAUGUAGGUGUAGCCUUUUUGCAGUAAAAUUUGUCAGGUACUAUAUUUAUAUAUGUGUAUAUAAUUGCUUUAAAAGUAUAUGAAGCUGAACUGCAGUUAAUGAGGAGUCAAUUUUAUGUUGGAUGUCAGCCACAUUAUAACUGGAAGCUGGUUAGGACAAUUAUAUAGGCCUACAGGUAAACACUAAAAAAAGGGAUAAAAGUAAGCUGUGCAACAAUAUUUUCUGCUAAGACUCUAUGUUUCAUGAUGGGUUGAAAUAAGGUGCUUGUAAAUUUUUGUGACCUAAGAAUAAGCUAUUAGGAUCCCACUGUCAGUGAAUUGAUUAAGACAAAUUUUAUGUGAGAAUAUUGUUCCAUCCAUGAGAAGAUUACAGCAGACAGACCAUGCCUGGAGCGUUAGUGUUUAACACUCUCUCUUAAGUUUGUACAUAGUAACAUAUUAUGGUAGUUAAUGUUUAUGGACAGCACACAUUCUUACUUGGUAUAUUUUAAGAACUGUGAGAAAGGUCAAAACAAUGCUUCUGAAAUAUUUAUGAUUAUGUAAGAUGUGAUACCAAUAUGUACUGUUUAUUGUUGAUUGUGCUUUAUAGGAUCUGUCGCACCUUAAGACAGAUCUUUUUAACAAAAUAUUUUGUACUUGGUUUCAUGGUUCUUUAGAUUUUAGUCACUCUUAUUUGAAGCAUUGAAGAUUUUGGUCUUUUGAAUGAUACCACCCGGAAAUGAAUUCCGUCCGAUCAAUCACAUUUAUGACAUAGCUCUAAGGAAGAAUUAAUGUGCAACCUGUCUGUAAAGUGAACAUUGAAAUACUGCUGAUGAAAGUUUCUCUGAUUUUUAGUUUGAAGGAUGUACAAGAGUGAUUAAAGGGCAGGAGGCAAUUUUCAGACUGUUAGAUAUCAUUUCCAUACUUUGUUUCUUGUGCAUUUUUUUCUAAAUUUUCACACAGUGUCUUUCAAAACUUAAGACAGCUCACCCUUAGAGCAACUCAAAGGUGUGACUUGUCCUUUAAGUUCUUUGUUCCAUCUUGAUGUAAGACAGGUUCUUAUGUUUUUAUUUUAGACACAGGUUAAGUCUUUUUUAUUUUUCAUUUUUUCAAAAUGUUGUGUAAAGUUUAUUUGUUCACCUUUUCAUCCAAUUGUAGCACAUUAGU